Blastomyces dermatitidis ER-3 is the source of this 6012-nucleotide messenger RNA. Its product is annotated as IQ domain-containing protein containing GTPase activating protein. The transcript has 4 exons. Gene Ontology annotation, cellular component: cytoplasm. The record is from RefSeq and is a predicted model, not a curated record. The coding region runs from base 346 to 5346 and encodes 1666 amino acids. Gene Ontology annotation, molecular function: protein binding; GTPase activator activity. NCBI's taxonomy places the organism in Eukaryota, Fungi, Ascomycota, Eurotiomycetes, Onygenales, Ajellomycetaceae. Gene Ontology annotation, biological process: regulation of actin cytoskeleton organization; regulation of GTPase activity.
GCAAAGGUGGGGAUGGAUGGGAUGGGAUGCAAACAACAAGCCUUCGCGGUGCAAGGGAAGCUCAACCUAGUGAUUUCGUCUUGCAACAAGAUAGACGCAAGCCUAAAUAUACUAUCCCAUACACACCACAAGGAGUUCUUCGAUUUGCCUAGCUGUGUUGUCUGUGCAUUGCGUUAGUUGUCUGCGCUACUCUGAAUCAUUGGGUGGCACAGCCGAACAGCCCUUGGAGAGAACAAUUUACAUUUCCUUUUUUAUCACUUUUCCGGCAUGCGCGCAGUUGAACGCUGGACACUCUCUUGUCUCAUCGAGCUAGCCUUUCUUCUCUUCUCUUGACCUGCCAUCGUGAUGUCGAACCUCCACCCCUUCAGACGGUCUCAACCAGAACUACCAACAAAUCCUCCCAGCCCGCUUCGUCAUGGCUCGACCGCAUCAACCAAUUCCUCUGUUUAUUCCUCCUACUCAAACUCCUUUGUUCCUAGCCGUACAAGUACCGUGUCCUCGAACUCCUCUGGCGGAUUCAUCUCAGAUUCGAAUGCUCAAAAGGGAAGGGUGAGCAGAAUUGGGGAAAGGUUUGAACGAGCCUCCACGCCACCAAGUGCUAGCGAGACCUAUGGAAACAUUCGUCUUUCUUUGCGCCCACUCCCACAGGCACCCAAUCGCGCAUCUCCUCCGCCAGAACGGGUCAGUCGACAGCGAAGCCAGACAGUGACCACCGCGACAUUUCAACAUGACAGUAUACCGAGCGGAAAAGUUGCCAAGAUUGAGACUUAUGACGGUGGCGAUAGUAUGCGACUACAGGAAAACACCGAUAGCGCGGAACGGGAAUAUUCGCCCUCCAUCCGACGACAGCAUAUCCGCACACAAUCCACCCCGCAUGCUCCAGCCUUACCGACCGCAUUUACAGCCCCAGAGCUUGAAACCUUUCAAAAGUCUUCCACUCGACAUUUGCGGACUCUUUCGAGACUUGCGCAAACCGAAAGCGAAGAUUUUUCCAUAGCAUCCGUCAUUCCCUCAGUUGCUGGUUUGCAGGGUCGCCGUCGGCUUAAGCGUGCAGACUCCAUUCGGGCGUCAAAAUCUCCAGCGAGUCCUCAGAAAGGUAGAGCAUCCGCAUGGGCAGAAAGCAGCUGGAUUGACAAACAACGACAGUUUAUACAAGCUUACGAGUAUCUAUGCCAUAUUGGAGAAGCUAAGGAAUGGAUUGAAGAUGUUAUUCACAAGUCUAUCCCCCCCAUCGUCCAGCUUGAAGAGGCUCUUCGGGAUGGAGUCACACUCGCCGAAUUGGUGCAGGCCUUGUAUCCGCACCGCACUUUCCGUAUAUUCAGACACCCUAAACUGCAAUACCGCCAUUCUGAUAAUAUUGCUCUCUUUUUCCAGCUUCUUAAGGAGAUCGAACUCCCGGAUUUAUUUUGGUUUGAGCUGAUCGACUUGUACGAAAAGAAAAACAUUCCCAAAGUGAUACAUUGUAUCCAUGCCUUGUCUUGGCUACUAUAUAAAAAGGGGAUCGUUAACUUCCGCAUCGGGAAUUUGGUUGGUCAACUGGAGUUCGAACAUCAUGAAUUGGAACAAGUUCAGAAAGGUCUAGACACGUCAGGGGUUCCUAUGCCCAGUUUCUCUGGUAUGGGGGCAAGCUUUGGCGCGGAACCCGAGCCGGAACCGGAACCAGAGCCAGAGCCGGUCGAAUCGGAGAAGGAUAGGAUUGAUAGAGAGCUCCAUGAGAACGAAGUCAUUAUUUCAGACCUUCAAUCUCAAGCAAGAGGAGCUCUUGUGCGUCUGAGGCUUGGGAACGUAAUGCAGGAGUUGUGGGAUAACGAAAGUGCAUUGAUCGACCUACAGUCAAGGAUACGAGGAGAGUGGUCCAGGGAAAUAGUGGGUUACCGAUUGAGCAUGCGACGGUUUGCUGUAAAUUUGCAAUCAUCGGCACGCGGAUUCUUGGUUCGAAUGAGAUCUCAACACAGCAAACAAUGCUGGAAAGAGAACGAGGCAGGCAUCCUGAUGCUUCAAAGCCUUGUUCGUGCUAAGAGUCUCCGUUCGCAUGUUCAAUUAUUGAGAACUAGAGCAAGAAAGGAGGAGUCUGGAAUUAAACAAAUCCAAGCAGCCAUCAGAGGAGCCUUGGCUAGGGGCCAAGUAUACGACCAGUACGAGCAAAGCAAAGAUGCCGAAGUCGAAGUCCAAUCCCUCCAGGCCGCUAUUCGAGGCAUGUUGAAACGACACAGUGUUUCUCAAGAUAGAUUGGCCCUAGAAACUGGAACUCCCGCUAUAACAGUGCUACAAUCUGUCAUUAGAGGCCUUAUGAAGAGAAAGUCUUACGAUUCCCAGAAGUUGCAGCUGGCGAAAAUGAGCCAUCAGUGGAUUACUCUCCAGUCCAUUGUUCGAGGAUCUGCUGCCAGAGGAAGCUUUCAGGUUCUUCGAACUGGGCUGAAAGCCCAACUACCAUCAAUUAUUGAAGUUCAAAGUGCCCUCCGCGGCGCUUCUCUGCGUACAUCGGUUGAAGAAACUAAAAAUUCACUCCGUGAUAACGAGAAAAAUAUUCUUACUCUUCAAUCUUUGUCUCGAGGACUCCUUCUGCGGAAGCGUCAGCUACUCGAUCGAAAUUCUCUCUUGCAGCAGAAUUCUGUAAUUGCCAAACUACAAGCUCUUUCGCGAGCUGCUAUGCUGAGAAUAGAAAUCGGAAACUUCCUCUGUGAGCUCGAAAGGUCAAGUGAAGAGGUUGCUCAGCUCCAGGCCCUUAUUCGUGCGAUGUUCGUCAGGCUAGAUGUUGGCCAGGCCUUGGCAGAACUGGAGGCGGAAGAAGAUAUGAUAGUGGACUUUCAGUCCAACACCAGGGGCCUUCUUAUACGACAGAAAUUUGCGGAGAAACAGCGCUUCUAUCGGGAGAAUAUGGAUAAAGUUAUAAAGGUUCAAAGCUUUGUGAGAGCCAAGAUCCAGGGAGAAGCUUACAAGAGCUUGACCAGCGGAAAGAAUCCUCCGGUUGGCACCAUCAAAGGCUUUGUCCAUUUGCUUAACGAUAGCGAUUUUGAUUUCGAUGAAGAAAUUGAAUUUGAACGUCUACGGAAAACAGUCGUGCAACAUGUGCGACAGAAUGAAAUGGCCGACCAGUACAUAACGCAAUUGGAUAUCAAGAUUGCCCUUCUCGUGAAAAAUAAGAUCACGCUCGACGAAGUCGUGAAACACCAAAAACAUUUUGGUGGCCACGUCGGAGCUCUACUACCUAAUAGCGACCUAUCGUCUAAAGAUCCAUUUGACCUGAAAGCCUUGAAUAAGACAUCUCGACGGAAACUAGAGCAGUAUCAGGAACUCUUCUUCGUUCUUCAAACGCAGCCGCAAUAUCUUGCUAGACUUUUUAGACGCAUAAGGGAGCAGGCUACCCCAGAAAAGGAAUGCGAGCGAAUCAAGCAUCUGGUUAUGGGAUUAUUCGGUUACUCCCAGAAGAGGCGCGAAGAAUACUACCUAAUAAAGCUCCUUGUCAGGUCUGCGAAGGAGGAGAUCGAUCAUUCAUUUUCACUUCAAGACUACAUACGGUGCAAUGCUUUCUGGAACAAAUUAUUCGCUGCGUAUACGAAGUCCCCGAAGGAUCGGAAAUUCAUGCGGGAUAUUCUGGGUCAUCUAGUGAAGGAGCAUAUUAUCGAAAACACCGAACUUGACUUGGAGAGCGACCCUAUGCAGAUCUACCGCUCCACCAUCAGGAACGAGGAGCUGCGCACUGGCAGGAAGAGCAGACGCCGAAUAGACGUUCCUAAAGAAGAGGCGAUUAGGGACCCUGAAACGAGAGAGACAUUUGUUCGCCAUUUGCAAGACCUACGUGACAUUGCAGACCAGUUUUUUACAUCGCUCGAAGAAUUCUUACCUCGCAUGCCGUUCGGAGUGCGAUUUGUUUCACAGCAAGUUUAUGAACAUCUUUUGUCUAGAUUCGAGAAUGAGGAUCAUGGAUACCUCCUGCAGGUUACUGGCCAGUGGGUUUGGAAAAACUAUUUGCGUCCGGCGAUAAUGGAACCAGAAAGAUGUGGUGUGGUAGAUCGUGGUUUAAAUCAGGAGCAGAAGCGAAACCUGGGAGAAAUCGACAAAGUAAUAGCGCAGGUAGCAUCAGGCCGUCUCUUUGGUAACGAAAACGUGUAUCUCCAGCCCCUGAAUACUUGGGUUGAGAAGGCGAUCCAGCGGUUAGGAGCUAUAUGGGGUAAUUUGGUUACCGUGCAAGAUGCGGAGUCCUAUUUUGAUAUCGAUGCCUUCAACGACCUAUACGCCAAAACGAAACCAACACUUUAUAUAAAACUUUCUGACAUAUUCUCGAUCCAUCAGCUUGUUGCUGCGGAGAUAUCCACUAUAUGCGUCGACCAGGAUGAUGUGAUCAAGGAAGCCGUUCGAGAUCUGGGCAGUGUCAAGAGCAAUGAAAAUGAGUUCAUGAGCGUGAGCUCCUCCGAAAUUAGCUUGACAUUAACGCCCAAACUGCACAAUGUCGAAGACCCCGAUGCUGAAACAAAAGCCCUCUUUAUGGAAACAAAACGAUGUAUUCUGUAUAUCAUCCGCGUCCAAUCCGCUGCAAAUCUAAUGGAAAUCAUGGUCAAACCGCCCACGGAAGAAGAUGAGGAGCGCUGGUACGCGCUCGUUCGGGACGAGUUAUCCUCAAGUAGUCGCAAACGCGGCGCAUAUUCGGACGCAAACUCCCUAAUUGACAUAGGAUCCAUGAGCUAUCAGGAUCUAAAGAGCACCGCGUUAGAGAACAUCCUUCGCCUGGAACAAGCUGGACGUAUAACACGGCAAAACAAUUACCAGGACCUUCUGAAUGCAAUCGCAGUCGAUAUUCGGACAAAACAUCGUCGGAGAAUACAGCGCCAGCGAGAGCUGGAAAGCGUCCGACUUACUCUUGAGCGAUUGAACGAUCAAAGUGUAUACUUGGAGCAGCAACUGAAGACUUAUAACGACUACAUCGAACAAGCCAUGAUAACUCUGCAGAAUAAGAAAGGGAAGAAGCGAUUCCUGAUGCCAUUCACUAAACAAUGGGAUCAUGAGCGUGAAUUACAACGAUCCGGUCGCGUUUUCAAGUUCGGCUCAUUUAAAUAUUCGGCCCGAAAUCUCUCUGAGAAAGGCGUCCUUGUAUACUGGAAAGGAUAUAACGAGCGACAAUGGGACCGAGUUGACCUUACGAUUUCUAGCAACCAAGUUGGGCUUUUCACUGUCGAUGGAAGUAGUGGCAAUAUGAUGAUUCCCGGCGCCAACGCCCAGGUUCCGCUAAACGAUCUCCUCGAGGCGCAAUUCGACAAUACGCAGUUCAUGGACUUUUUCGAGGGGGCAUUGCGGGUGAAUGUCAAGAUGUUUUUGCAUUUGAUUAUGAGGAAAUUUUGCACUGAGUGAAAUGCAUUGAUGUGGUCGUUUUUCUUAAGUUCUUUUCGUUCUUCGAUCUUCUUCUCUUUUUUGUUUCUUUUGUAAGUUUCUGGUUUUAUGUUUAUGUGAUAUUGAUACACCACGGACGAAUAUUUUGCAGCUGAUUGCACUGAUACGAAUUUUUAUAAGGGGGCCGGGGUUGUUGUUUCUGAGAUAUAUCCCUUUAUCGUUCUUCGCUUGUUAUCCAGCUCUUCUUUUCUCUCGCUCUUUUCCUUUGGAAUCAAUUUUCUAUUACCCGACCCAGAUAACAGACCGUUAUAUUCCUACAUGACCACAUUUUUGCGCCUCUGCCUCCCUGGUCUCCCCUCCAGCAUAUAUACAUUGGAAGCAUGUGAACAGAUUCUGGAGUCGAGGAAAAGAAAAGGCUGUCUUUAAUAUUGUACCCUUUACAUAUCCUUUCGUUAUGCGCCCAGAGAUCUGACUUACCUUUUAUUAUUUUGUUUUACCCCUUUUAUUGAUUUAUCUUUUUCGGGCGAUUGGAGCGGGACUUGGUGGUUUCUGCUGUGAGAUUAGCUCUUUUGCUUCUAUCUGGCGUUCAUUAGUUAUAUUACUUUUCUCUUCUGAAUGUAUUUAUUACUUUAGUUAUGAGAUUUAGUAAUGAAAAGAGGAAACUUUGUUGACUCGUUCAAUUUGACA